Messenger RNA from Paramecium tetraurelia, 825 nucleotides. RefSeq lists its product as uncharacterized. NCBI's taxonomy places the organism in Eukaryota, Ciliophora, Oligohymenophorea, Peniculida, Parameciidae. The transcript has a single exon. The record is from RefSeq and is a predicted model, not a curated record.
AUGAUCAAAAUCGUCUUCGCCUUAUUCUUUGUGGGAUGUUUGGGAAGCAGUGGAUAAAGUGUCGGAUAAUUCUAUACAACAAAUUCAUGCACAUGUGAUUAACUGUCAUACGAGAGUGAUUGUACUAAAAUGGGACCGUAAUGCAUAUGGGAUGGAAGUUCCUGUUCCACUUAAGAAUGUAAUUUGAUAACUGUUGCUUCUGCAUGUGCUGCAAACUUGAAAUGUAUGUGGACCACAGACCCCUAAGGUGGAAGUUCAUGCAAGACCUUCACCUUCUGUAGUCAAUUGACAGGAGCCACCUAAGUUGCAUGCUUGUAAGUUUCUGCCAAUUGCCCAUUCACUGAUGGCACAAAGUGUGGUUCUUCAAAUCAACUUCAUUCUUGUUCCCACUUCACUGCCAGUCAAUAUUGUGAGGGAUAUAUUUCAUAUGAUGGAAUCUGCAUGUGGAGAGAUGCCACAGGGUGCUCAUUAGCAAGCGAGUGUGCUCCCUUAAAUUUAGCAGAAUGUAAUUCAGCCAAAUAUGGAUGCAAAUAUUCAAACAAUGUUUGUUCCCAAUUAUUGUGUUCUGAUUACACCACUCAACAAACAUGCACUUUUGUCAUGUAGACCAUCACUAAAGGUGAAUAUCAAUUAUGUAGUUGGGACUCAACUGCAGGAAAAUGCUCGAUGGCUCAAAACUAUGGAGGAUUAGGAUAAGGAAACUGUUACGCCACCACCUUAGGUACUGCUAGAUGGGUCUCUACUUCUGCUGGAGGAGAAUGUCUAUCCUGCUAUGCUCAAACAUUAUUUGUUUUCAUCAUAGCAUUAUUCCUUAUUAUGAUCUGA